Fulvia fulva is the source of this 1080-nucleotide messenger RNA. RefSeq lists its product as uncharacterized. The record is from RefSeq and is a predicted model, not a curated record. NCBI's taxonomy places the organism in Eukaryota, Fungi, Ascomycota, Dothideomycetes, Mycosphaerellales, Mycosphaerellaceae. The coding region runs from base 1 to 1080 and encodes 359 amino acids. The transcript has a single exon.
AUGGCAGAUGACGAGCCACUUUCUCCUCAGGGAGGCUACAUUGCUCCACCGAGCACACCAGCUUUCGCGGGAGAAGACUUCUUCGCAACGCCAACGUACGCAGAGAUCAUCAAUCAAGCUUCAGGACCACCAGAGUCGGAUUCUCGCCCAGUACAUGCACCUGUCCCGGUUUAUGAGAACGCGACUGUCCCCAUUCAACGGUGGGAGAGCGAACAGCAUAUCGACCAGCCGACGCGACCUCAUUCAGCUACUAGCUAUCAGCACCGCUUCCACGACUUCGACGCCGCUCGUCAGGCACUCACAGCGCCAGACGAUGCAGAAAGUCUGGUCAAGCUUUCCCUGGAGGCCGAAGACGACUGGCAAUACGUCAAGGAGCAACAACUCCACGGCUUUGCAGCACAGCUCUACGAUGCUAUCCAAGCCGAACCAGGCGAGCCACCAGAGGGCUUCACCGACUUCCAGCGUGCCUACUACUACGAGCACCAGUCCAAAGUCCUCGGCAACAUCAAGGAGAUGAUCCUCACCAAGCCUGACCACGCUGAGGCUAGAGUCAUGCUUCUCUUCGAAGAGCUCAUCAGCCUCCACGAGAAAGGGUUCCCUGAGGCUGCGCUCAGCCGCAGAACUACUACUGGAGGCAGUUUCGCGGUCGAGACCAACUUCAUUUGCUCGGCGAGAGCGGAGAAGGUCAUUGAGAUUGCUGGGGUCGACAAGUACGUGGCUCUCGACAUCCUUAAUGGUACCAACAUUACGGAUGUUGUGCGUUCGCCGAUCAGAUACCUCGAGCGCAAGCGACAGAACAGCCGGGUCAACGCAAAGAAGGCGGAGAACAACCGUAUUGUGGCGCAGGUGCAGGCCGUUCAGCCAGCUGCAAAGACCGUCAAGCCUACAUCGAACCAGACGGCCGCACAGCAGAUUGCUGAUGCUGCUGGGAACUGGUCUCGUUUGCCAGCUCCUCGCUUGCUUCCUGCUACGUCAACAACGAUGCCUCGAGCGGGGCCGGCCCCUCGCAUCAAGGCGACGCUGAAAAGAAAGGUCGCUGGAGACGACGGUCAAAGUGCAGCUAAGAAGGCGAAGAAUUAG